This is a messenger RNA of Anthonomus grandis grandis, 1658 nucleotides long. RefSeq lists its product as uncharacterized. The record is from RefSeq and is a predicted model, not a curated record. The coding region runs from base 223 to 714 and encodes 163 amino acids. The transcript is spliced from 5 exons. NCBI's taxonomy places the organism in Eukaryota, Metazoa, Arthropoda, Insecta, Coleoptera, Curculionidae.
GGCGCAUUCGCCAAUAAAUUGUCACGUAAAGUACGUGCGUCGUGUAACCGUUAUUCGACUGAUCGCCGCCGGAUUGUUACCAUUGGAGAAGCCGGGGACGCCGCGCAAUCAAGCGUCGCGACGCUCACGCGAGUGGAGAUUGUGAUUUUUUAGUUUCGAGAGUGGUUUUUGUGGUGGAAAAGUGGACGUUUAUGUGAAUCUUUAUAUGCCUCAAGAUGAAAAAUGACGUCAUACAAAAUUGCGUUGCUGCUUUACCUCACGAGGGCGAUAAUGGCUACGCCCGCCAUCGAUUACGAAAAGAAAUCGCUGAAGUUUGAGGAGUACAUCGUCGAGCAUGACAUAUCGGAGGUGGAGGCGAAAAAAUCCGCCUUGGCGGGAGAUUUGAGGGCCAUAAUCGUACCAGCGGGCUGUCAAAACUGUACCAAAGAAGAAAUCCGCUAUUGUACAGGAUCGGACGUGAUCAGUGAUCAUUGUUGCUGUGAUAAAAGAUUUCGCGAAUAUUUGCCAUAUAUCCCACACACAUGCUACUUCGGUACCGAAUUAUGUACCACCAUAGCGUCCGAUUGUAACCAUUACAAUCGCUUAAGGGCGUGUUGCUGUGAUAAAUAUUUAUUGCAAAAAUGGAAAGAAAAAUACGGAUAUAAUAAGGCACGUGCUGCAAUCAUAUUGCCAUCGUUGCUCUUGUUUUUAAGCGCUGUAAAUAUGAUUGUUUAGCAGAAAUAGCACGUAGAAGCAGUAAAAUAUAGUUUGUGUUUUCAAAACACCGAAAAUAAGUGAAAUUUGACCUUAUUUUCAUUGUAAAUAGGGUUGCCAAGUGUAUGGGAUUUGAUAUUGAUGUUACAUCACCGAUGGGAACUUUUGGCAGUAUCCUAUAAUGCAUAGAACGAUAUAUUUCAGGAACAUUCAGCGAACAUCUGUGACAGUAAUUCCUGAGACAUUCACUAAAUUGUAAAAAUUAUAUGAAUUGGGAAAUGGUCCCUAGGUUCCUAUUUAUUCUGAUCGUAAAUGAUUUUUUAACACCUACCCUGAAAACCAUUUGAAUUUUUGAUUUUUUAUUAUCGCAAGCCCAGUCGUCGACGCGAUAACGAAACGUCUCAUUGAGCAAUAUAACUUUCUGAUCUUAAAUACGGGAUAGCCACUACGUUUCUACUUAGGCUGAUCGUAAAUGAUUGUUGGCGCACCUAAUCUUAAAAUUAUUUGACUUUUUAACUUUUAAUCGAGAAUGACAUGAAUAUUUUAUAAUCUUUCAUAGUAUUUUACCAACCCCGUGUAACAACUGGACCAAUCACAAGCCGAGUAGUCGGAAGUUAUAUCAAAGCGCCUCAUUAGGGUUCAAAACUUGGAUUAGAGGAUGCUCAAAUAACAAUAAUGACAUCUGACUUUCACAGAAAGGUGACUGAGUUUUGUCGACUGUACCCGAAGCCCUAUAAUUCCAAAAUUGAACCCUUGGCAACCCUAUUAUUAAUGUAAAAUGAUGUACUUAAGUUUGACGUUAAAAGCACAAUAAAAUAUAGUUCGUACCAAAAAUUGUAAGCAUUUUAUGGACAGUAUUACUUGUAAAGAUGCUUAAAGCUUUAUUUUAUUUAAGAAUAAAUUAUUAUAUAAAUAUAUAUUAUUUAUUUGAAUGAUGGAUUAAUAAAAUUUGCUUCUUUAAUGUU